AUGAGAAUCCGAGUGCGCGGGCCCUCGGGCCAGUCAACUGUCACACUAGACGACUCUGCAACCAUCAAAGAUCUGCAAGACCAAAUUGCGGAGAAGACUGGUCUAACUGCCUUUGAUGUGAAAUAUGGAUACCCUCUCCAACCGCUCGAGCUUGGCAGCUUCCAACCAGACCAGACCAUCUCAGAAACAGGGGUCAAGCUGAACGGAGAGUCACUUAUCGUCGCUCCGAAAGAGGGGACCAAACUUCUUAGCGAACCAACGAGAGAGGCACCGGCCACCUUGUCGCAACCGUCCACGUCGUCGCAAAAGCCGCAAACCAAUAACGCCGACGACCCGCCAGAGAUCGCUUCUCCAGAACAUGCAGGAACCUUUGUUCUCCGCGUCAUGCCCGACGACAACUCAUGUCUUUUCCGAGCAGUCGGCGCAGCAGUAAUGGGCGAUAUGGACACAAUGGUCGAGCUUCGAUCGAUCAUUGCAGGCGCCAUCCAAGCAAACCCAACAGAAUACACAGCAGCCAUUCUAGGCAAGAAACCGGACCAAUAUUGCCAGUGGAUCCAGAACGAGGAUUCUUGGGGUGGUGCCAUCGAGCUCAAGAUUCUCAGUGAAUAUUUUAACAUCGAGAUCUGCUCGAUUGACGUACAGACUCUCAACAUGUUCCAGUUUAACGAAGGUGCACCUACACGGUGUAUCGUCGUCUAUUCAGGAAUUCACUACGACGUUCUCGCCCUUUCGCCCUCCCUUCCGCCAUACACUCGUGCCAACCCCUUGGCCGAUGGUGACACGAAGAUUUUUGAGGCUGUCGACCCUGUUGUUUUGGAAAAAGCCAAGGAGUUAUGCAAGGUGCUCCAGGGCAAACACUACUACACCGAUACUUCUGGAUUUACUGUGCGCUGCAACGUCUGUGGUGGUACAUUUAUUGGAGAGAGGGGUGCUACUAAGCAUGCGGCGGAAACGGGACAUUAUGACUUUGGAGAAGCAGGCUGA
This is a messenger RNA of Penicillium antarcticum, 984 nucleotides long. RefSeq names its product ubiquitin-specific protease OTU1. Gene Ontology annotation, molecular function: cysteine-type deubiquitinase activity. NCBI's taxonomy places the organism in Eukaryota, Fungi, Ascomycota, Eurotiomycetes, Eurotiales, Aspergillaceae. Bases 1 to 984 code for a protein of 327 amino acids. Gene Ontology annotation, biological process: protein deubiquitination; endoplasmic reticulum unfolded protein response. The transcript has a single exon. The record is from RefSeq and is a predicted model, not a curated record. Gene Ontology annotation, cellular component: nucleus; cytosol.